This is a messenger RNA of Capsicum annuum, 2542 nucleotides long. Its product is annotated as inactive protein kinase SELMODRAFT_444075. The transcript has 8 exons. The record is from RefSeq and is a predicted model, not a curated record. NCBI's taxonomy places the organism in Eukaryota, Viridiplantae, Streptophyta, Magnoliopsida, Solanales, Solanaceae. Gene Ontology annotation, molecular function: ATP binding; protein tyrosine kinase activity. Bases 173 to 2326 code for a protein of 717 amino acids. Gene Ontology annotation, biological process: protein phosphorylation.
CAAAAUUAAAAUCACAAUUAAACUAGCCCUACCAUUUAGCUCCCCAAACUAUACACCACAAAGCUCUCUUCACCCCGGCAGCUAUUUAACCAACCGUUCCACCUCAAACCAAAUUUCUCUCACUUUCACUUUCACCAAUAAGUCGCCGGAAUCUGACGUCAUCACACAAACAAUGUUCCCGCCAAAACCACAACGCCGUACUCAGUCGAUGCCACGUGGCAUUUCUCCUAAUCUGUCCGACAAAGUGAUCGUCGCCGUGAAGGCUGAGAAAGUGAUCACUAAGACCGCAUUAGCUUGGGCUCUCACUCACGUUGUUCGUCCCGGAGAUUGCAUUAUGUUGCUCGCCGUAUUUUCCGAUGAGAAAUCAGAGAGAAGGAGAUUUUGGGGAUUUUCGAGGAUGAGAGGAGACUGCCGGAGUAGCGAACGGACGAAUUCACAUGAUCGGAUUGGACAAAUCACGGAGUCUUGUUCUCAGAUGGUUCUUCAGUUUCACGAUCAAUUAGAUGUCAGGGUGCGAAUCAAGGUUGUCUCAGCUCUGUGUGCUGGUGUGGUAGCAGCUGAAGCGAAAAGCAAUGCAGUCAGCUGGGUCAUUUUGGACAAAAAAUUGAAGUUAGAGCUUAAGCAUUGCAUGGAAGAACUUCGUUGCAACAUUGUAGUGAUGAAGGGUUCCAAACCAAAAGUUCUUAGGCUAAAUCUAGGAUGUUCAGAGGAACUACAAACUCCUUUCUUUUCUGCCAAUUCAUCUCCUGUUUUGGAUAGUAGAGAUUUACCGGAUGAAAGAAUGAAGCAUUCUACUCCGGUGAGCAGUCCUGAGGAACAAAGAACAUCCUUUAUGAGAACUUCAUUGCUGAAUUCAUUGACGGAUCCAGACACAUUCCUUCUAUAUGAACGGAAUCCCCUGUAUGAAGGGCACAGUAGAGAAACAUUUUCACCGGUCCACAAGCAAAGUUGGUGUGAUCAUUCAAUAAAUGAGCUGCCCUCGUUUGGGGAAAGGAUAAUAACUCUUUCAACUGUUCCUAAAUCUCAAACUCGUAAUCAUAAAACAAUCCUUUGGAUUCCACAGAACGAUAUUAUUUCUGACAACUAUUCAGCGGUAGAAAACUGCAAAAGUACCUCACUUUCUGUCACUUCAAGAAAUGACAAACAGAAUUUUAUCGAGUACAAUCAAAACCUGAAUACCCAAAGAAUCAAGUUAAAUCGAGACAAUGACAUGGAUUAUCUCAACUCCAGCAUCAGAGAAGCAGUCUCUUUAGGUCGAACUUCCCCGAUACCUCCUCCUCUAUGUUCAUUCUGUCAGUGUAAAGCACCAUCUUUUGGAAAGCCUCCGAAACAAUUUCGCUAUGAAGAGAUAGCGGAAGCAACAAAUGGAUUCUCAGACACCAGUUUUCUAGCAGAAGGUGGGUUCGGCCUGGUUCAUAAAGGGGUUUUAAGUGAUGGACUGGUUGUUGCAGUAAAACAGCUGAAGUUCAUUGGAUCUCAAGCAGAUGCUGAUUUUCGUAGAGAAGUUCGAGUUUUGCGCUGUGCCCAGCACAGGAAUGUUGUGCUGCUGGUUGGUUACUGCAUUCAGGGAAAUAGGAGACUAUUAGUGUACGAGUUUAUUUGCAACAAGUCCUUAGACUUUCAUUUGCAUGGAACAAAUGAAACAGCUCUAGAUUGGAGCUCACGCCUUAAGAUAGCUAUUGGGACAGCAAGAGGCUUACGUUAUCUUCAUGAAGAUUGUAGAGUGGGAUGCAUAGUUCACAGAGAUCUCAGACCAAAAAACAUUCUCUUAACUCACGAUUUUGAACCUCUGGUUGCUGAUUUCGGGCUUGCACAAUUGUACAAUGAAUGGGAAGUUUCUGAAGAUGAACAUCUAGUUAGAAAUUCAAGGUAUCUUGCCCCAGAGUACUCCAAUGAUGGAAAAGUUACCGAGAAGGUUGACGUAUAUGCUUUCGGCUUGGUGGUAUUGGAGUUGAUUACUGGUAGAAAAACCAAUGACUUACAAUGCUACAGUGGUCAGCACCUUCUUCCGGGAAGCCUUUCCCCUACACCUGGAAAUGGACCGUAUCUUUCAGCAUUUAAAAAUCAGCUGCUCGACUCCAACUUGACCUCAUCUCAGCUUGAAAACUUCCCUUAUGAAUUACAGGCAAUGAGUCAUGCUGCUUAUAUGUGUCUACAGGAAGAUCCUCAUCAGCGACCUCCCAUUUCAAAGGUACUUAAAAUACUGGAAGGAGGCCGUGCCAUUCUUGACUCAAAUUCAUUUGGCAGUAGAAGUGGUUAUAUGCAGGGACCAAAUUCUAAUAACCAUCCUGUAUCAAAGAGACAUUCUCGCAGGCUUUCGUACUAAGAUUAUCGGAAAGUGAUUUCUACUUAGAGUGAUGUGAAGCUUAGAUUUUCUUGUAGUUGUUUUCCCUUAAUACUCCAGAAUUAAUAACUCCAACAGUCCAACCUAAGAUAGAUAAAGUUUGUCAUACAAUUCUAGUUACUUUUUGUACAAUCUGAACUUCUCUUAUUCUCAAUGUAUCACACUUCUAGUGUAUAUAGAUGUGAGUUCAUUCUUCCA